Molecule: messenger RNA, 5214 nt
Organism: Dendronephthya gigantea
Lineage: Eukaryota; Metazoa; Cnidaria; Anthozoa; Malacalcyonacea; Nephtheidae
Exons: 19
Coding region: 130-4311 (1393 amino acids)
Biological process (GO): cell adhesion; establishment or maintenance of epithelial cell apical/basal polarity; establishment of cell polarity
Cellular component (GO): apical plasma membrane; cell cortex; apical junction complex
Molecular function (GO): protein binding; phosphatidylinositol binding
Source: RefSeq, a predicted model, not a curated record
AAUAUUUCAAAUAAUAUUGCCAGAAUUGUAUACUAAACGCUGCAAACUUACGAAAGUUUGUGGUAUAUUCUCACCGGUGUUUAGUUCAGAAAGAUACACCGUUAUGGUGGAGAUGUUUAUAGCGCAUGAAUGCUCGAAGAUAUGAAAAUUACAGUGUGUUUUGGAACGACCAAAAUUAUCGUUCCUUGUGGAAGUGAACUACCUGUCCGUGAACUUGUACAGCAAGCUAUUGUCCGGUACCGAAAAGUGACAAAUAAACAUACGGAUGACUAUAUACGCGUGCAUUGUUUACAAACAUGUGAUGAGGGAGCCAUUUUAGACGAAGAUGAUACAGUCGGGGAUGUUCUUGAUGAUAAAGACAAGGUAAUCGCGUCUUUUGAAGAGAACCCAAUAACUCGACCGGGGCAUAAUGGUGGUGAUGGAACAAGUACAUCAUCUGUAGGGACUGCAAGCCCUGAUAUAUUUCAAGGAGACACUCGUGGGCCCAUUGAAGGCAUCCCAGUUACCAGCAACCUCCAUUCCAACGACAGACAACCACAGAAGAUACUAGAUGAUUAUAAAAACAAAAAUCCUUUGCAAGUAAAAUACGUAGAAGGCUUCUCACCUCACAGCUCACAUUCAACAUUAACUGGUGAAAGUCAUGAGUCUGCAAGAGAAAAUGGAUGUCGGCAUUUGGAAGGCAGAUCGUCAGGAUCAGAUAUCGAAGGUUAUGAAGGUGUUGUACAUGACAAUGAUGAAACUCAAGUAAAAGAUGAUAUGUCUGCUUUUAAAAGAGAACCUGCAAGAAAGUCUUUGAAAAGUGAUCAUUUGGAUCGAUGGAUUAACAUGCAAGAAUUGUAUUCAGAGUACAAGAGACAUGAACCAACCGGAGCUCCACCAUCACCAGUUGAGAAAUAUACCCUUCCUGAUUCUAAUGCAAGAAUUAACAGACAGAUAUCCCUGACUUUAUCUGAACCUGAGGACUCCGAACAUGUCAAUGUUGUUUUAAAGCCAACUAUGGGGGAAAAUCUUGGAAUUACGGUUCAAGGAUAUAAAACUGCUGAUGAAAGUGAACUUGGUCUCAUUGUGUUUGAAAUUGAUCCUAAAGGCUGCGCUGCCCGGGAUGGUCGUGUCCAGGUAGCUGAUCGCAUUGUGGCUGUAAAUAAUCAAGAUCUCACGAAUGUUAGUAACGAAAGGGCAGAGGAAGCGUUUAGUAAAGCUCUACAGUGUGACACCAUUGAACUAAGUAUUUCAAGAUCUCAUUCCUUUCUACCUGAAAGUCAAUCUUUUCGCGUGAUCUCUGGAAAUGGUACAAGUUCACCGGCUGAGUCCAGCAUUGAUAGAAUAAGUGAUGAAGAUAAAAAUACUUUACCGCCUUUGCCAACCUUCACAUCUCCAGCAUACAAAAAAUCAAGUCAAGAUAAGACUGAUGUCGCAAUCCCAAGAAUUGUUGAGAAGACGAUUGUUAUCGAGUUACAAAAAGGGAGUGAUGGUUUAGGCUUCAGUGUGACAUCACGUGAUAAUCCUGCGGGUGGCGCAUGCCCUAUUUAUGUGAAGAACAUUUUACAAUAUGGUGCCGCAAUACGUGAUGGUCAGUUGCAAGCUGGUGAUCAAAUAUUAGAGGUCAAUGGGACAGAAAUGACUGGAAAAAGCCAAGAGCAAGCUGUCAACGUUCUUCGAAGUACUAAAGGACAAGUAAAACUGUUAGUUCAAAGAAAAGUCACCGUAACAUCUCCUAUCGGCUCUAAGAAACUCAUUAAAGACCUAGAACGAGCUCCAUCAGACAGUCGCGGUAAUAAAAUCCUCACCUACCAGAUACCGCUGCCUGUUUCAGGCACGGCGGGACUGGGCAUCACAGUGAAAGGCAAAUCAAAUAUAUCGGAACAAAAUGAAAGUUCUGGAGAUGAUCUUGGAAUUUUUGUUAAAACAGUUGUACCUGGAGGUGCUGCCCAUCAGGAUGGUCGCAUGCGACCAAACGAUCAAUUGAUUAGUGUUAAUGGCGUCAAACUAACUGGGAUGUCAAACUCGUCAGCAAUGAAAACACUCCGUUCUGCUAUGGAAAAAAAGAUCGUAGGAUCUGUAGAAGUAACUGUGAUACGAAGUGUUCAAGAAAUUUUGGACAACGUGAGUGAACUGGAAACUAUACAGCAAAAAAGAGACACAAGUGAUCGGGCGAUUGACGUUGGAAGGACUGGAAAUGAACGAAUUGAUGUUCCUGACGGAGCAUUAGCAGAUAUCAAAGAGAUUGGGUCAGAUUGUAGCGAUGAGAAAAUCAAUCACCAAGAAACAAAUAUCAAGGAAAAUUCUCGUUCUAAACUUGACGAGCUCAAACCGUCGAACUAUUACGUCAAGCCUGCCUCAGAUGACGAACUGCGCCGUGGUGUGAAACAAAAUAAUAUUUUCAGUGAUAAAGUACGCCAUACUUCACCUCAACGAAGAACUGUUUCAGAUGAUGAAGUAAAACAUCGUUCUACUGACCGUAGAAAUCAAAAUGAAGAGAUGAAGAAGCUUUUUGCUAAACCAGUUCUUAAUGAAAAAACUAGGGAUGUGAUAUCCAGUAGCAAUCGUGCUUUAAAUAGUAAUACUGGUAGUAAAGAUGGAGGCAUAUCAAGUAAUCAUCAUGCUAGCAAUAAAGAUGAAGGAAAAUUGAACAUUAACACUCCAGUAGAAGAUGAAGUCACUGAACUUAGGCCAGGUCGUGGACGAACGGCAAAGUUAGGUAAUGGUAUUCACAGAAAUCCUUCAUAUUAUAUUGCUAUGAAUAGAACUGGACAGCGAACUGAAAGAUUGCCUAAAGCGAAGAAACAUUUGUCCAAGUCACCGUUUUACCAGCCAAAAGACGAAACCCAAAAUAAGCCAGACUCUAGCAAAGAAGAGAAGCCAAAAAUAGUAAUUGCAUCAAUUACGGAUACUGCAAGGGUAUGGAACACCACUCAUCCAAUGGUUAUCACUAAUAGACCAACCAGUACAGUCGCUGAACCAACAUCAGCAUUAAGUACCUCUGCACCAGCAACAAUACCUAGGUCAUCUGAUCACUCACGUGCCAAUCUCUCCCCACCACGUGAGAGCAAACGUCCUCCUACAUCCAUUAAUAUACCUCGAGGUACACCACCUCCACCACCACCUCGAACACAAAGACCAUCACCCUAUACAAAACAGUUUCCUAAUUACUUAUUAGCGACUGCACAAUCUCCUCGGAAAUCUGAUAGUAAUUACUCGGACUAUUCUGAUGGUAGUGAUGUUUCCUCUCAAAGCCCGAGAAAGAACUCAGCGACGGUAAGCUCGGCUAAGGUUGUUUCAGCGACCGAAGUUAGGCCUGAAAAUAAAAACGAAAAGCCGAUUGUAUCCGCUCAGGGCUCGAACGAGUCUAAAAUUGAUGACGUGAUAGAUUACUUGACGGAUGAUGACGAGGAAGGUACUGGGGAUCACUUUGUCCGAGAAGGAAUGGGGCGACAGUCAAUGUCGGAAAAGAGAUUUAAACUAGCACAAGCUGAUAUCACUCAGACGGAGUUUUAUAAACAGAGAGUUACACGGUCAAGAAGUUUAGAAGGCGCAAUCAAGGAAAAUAAUGACCCAGUAGCCCUUCAAACAAAAACUCUGCCCAGGCCUAGCACGACGCCAAUAGAAAAAAGCCGAAGACGGAAAUCUGAUGACUCUAAUGAAAGAUUGAUUGAUUUCAACCCUCCAAUUCCCAAAGAACGCAGUAAGAAAAAUGACAAGGAAUCGCUGACUCUUGGUAGUUUUGAUCCAAAUAGCGUGAGGGGUCAAUGGAGAACAAGUUCUGACGGUGUUGUAAAGAAAUAUGGUCGGCAUGGAAAUUAUGUUAAAGCUUCUCCUUUAGCUUCAAUGCCUAACAACAAUUUUGAAUCAUCAGUUCACCCUGAUGGCUCGCAAGUGAAUAGUGAAGAUGCUAUACCAAUCACAAUGCAAAGCAAUGCUGAUUAUAAUUUAGUACAUCCAAAGGUCAAGAAGAAAUCAAGUGGUUUCAAUCUGAAAAAUUUGGGGGCAGCUCUUAAACCAAAAGCGUACAAAGGUAAAUAUGACAUGCAAUCUCGCCAGGCGCCUGAAUCACCAAGUGAGCCCCCGGUUGAUAUGGAUGAACAGCGUUAUCGUCAGCUAGUACUUGGUGAACCACGAGAGCGAAGUCUCUCUGAAACAUUGUACACACGUUAUGUUUCAGUUAACGAUUCUCCAGAAAGCACUCGCAGUCGAAGAAAGAAAUCGGAACAAGCUGAGAGAAAGAAAUCGGAACGACCAUCACCUACUUCACUACAAGACAUUUUGAAAAAAGGGAGCGGAGAGUACUCAAUUACAGAAUCUGCACAAAUAUAGCCCCUUCUCACUGUCCCAGUUGAUUCUCAUAUCAUAACCAAUUGAGAUAUCCUAUGGAAAUUCACCAAGCGCGUUAUCACAGUUAACAACUACGUGUAAUAAUGACCAGGACUUAAUUCCUCUGAAGUUCUUUCCCCAAACAUGGUACUUUGUGCUAAUAUAGGAAUUUGUUUUCUCGAAAACAUGUCUCUUAAUCUGUUCAAGUCAAAACACGAAUCCCUCUUCAUAAGUCUUAUGUAUAUAAAUAGCAUCUCGUGUCUCUCUCGAUUGCAUCUUUCCGUUUUUCGCCUGAUAGUUAUAUCAUCACUCGUCAUCACAAAGAUUGAUUAGGUUGCCAACUUGACAUUUACCUCUGAUCUGUUCUGAGUUGGAUGUUUAAUUCCCUAACUCUUGGUAUCAAGUACUGAAAAUGGAAGAGUCAAGUGUGGGUUAAAUGUUUUAAAUUGUGUGUUUCGUUCACAAUUAAACUUUUCAUAAAGUACAAUUUUUGUUACUUGGAUGUGAAGAAAUACGACAAACGAAAAUGUCUUAUAACUUGCGGAGAUUAAACAUAAUUUAAAUUCAUUUAUAUUCGAUUUGAAACGUAAAAUAUCUUUAAACGUGUCCGUCUAAUAUUCUUUAUAAUUAUUUGUCUUCGGCCAAGUCAGGAUAUUUCCGUUGUUUAAGUUUCUUCACUCUGAUGCCAAGGAAUGGCAAGAUCUCAGAGCUUUCGUGUUUUAUAAAUAUGCAUUUACAGUGAGAAGUCUUGCUGACUUUGUAAUUUACGAUUUUUAAGCUAUAAGUAAAUAUCUUCUUCGACCAAAUAAACAAUUUUGUAUAUGUACAUUGAUAUUUUAGUUGAUUAAUGUAAUUUUGUAUAAUUAUAUAUGAUAUUAAAUAGGAUAAAGAUAAUAGAAUAUAGCU